Messenger RNA from Durotheca rogersii, 968 nucleotides. RefSeq names its product CybS-domain-containing protein. Lineage: Eukaryota; Fungi; Ascomycota; Sordariomycetes; Xylariales; Xylariaceae. Gene Ontology annotation, molecular function: ubiquinone binding; heme binding. Gene Ontology annotation, cellular component: membrane; mitochondrial envelope. The transcript has 3 exons. Gene Ontology annotation, biological process: mitochondrial electron transport, succinate to ubiquinone; tricarboxylic acid cycle. Bases 411 to 968 code for a protein of 185 amino acids. The record is from RefSeq and is a predicted model, not a curated record.
CUCGUAGAUGCAUACAGGACGGCAAAGGGAGAUAUGCAUGUAUCGAAUAUACAUCGAGUAAUGUACCCACGGACCCCACUCGCCUUACCUAAGCCGGCAACGACCUCAGGUACGUACCUCAAGCAGAAGCACAGGCUUUUUCCGGCCGGCCCAGCCAAUCAGAACCGCCUUAUUUCCUUCGCUCCCUCGGCAAUGCCAUUCGGUCCAUCGAUCGAAUUUCAUCAUCCAUCAUUCCUCACUCAUUCAUCGCCAGCGCUCCCAAUUCUUCUCUCUCCCUCUCCCUCUCCCUCUCUCUCUCCCUCUCCGAGUCCUACUCCCACCCCCGUCUCACUUCCCAUCGACGAGCCUACACCAGGGACGCGAUACGCGAACACUACCUCAGCGAAGCCCACGCCCCCGCCCCCGCCCCAAUGGCCUCCAUAAUGCGCCCGACCCUCAUCCGGCAUACCCUCGCCGCAUCAACCCGGCGAGCCGCCACCGCCCCCACGCUCUCGAGACACCAGCUGAUCCGGCCAGCCCUUGCCAGCGAAAAGGCCCGCGUCGCGGCUUUCCACGCUUCCAGCCGGAGGAGCCUCCUGCCUCCGGGCCCACAGGUCAUCAAGGGAACAGUCAACGACCCGGCACCGGUCCCCGAGACGAGCCCGAGCCACGGGUCCUACCACUGGACCUUCGAGCGCGUCGUGGCCGCGGGGAUCAUCCCGCUGACGGUCGCGCCCUUCGCGGGCGGCUCGCUGAACCCGGGCCUCGAUGCGGUGCUGUGCUCGCUGCUGCUCGUGCACAGCCACCUCGGCUUCCAGGCCUUCGUCGUCGACUACGUCCCCAAGAAGCGCUACCCGGCCGCCCGCCGCUACACCAUGUGGCUGCUCAACGCCGCCACCGCCCUCGUCGGCGUCGGCCUCUACGAGUUCGAGACCAACGACGUCGGCCUCACCGAGGCCGUCAAGCGCGUCUGGACCGCCAAGCCGUAA